Messenger RNA from Cyphomyrmex costatus, 591 nucleotides. Its product is annotated as putative nuclease HARBI1. The record is from RefSeq and is a predicted model, not a curated record. The transcript has a single exon. Lineage: Eukaryota; Metazoa; Arthropoda; Insecta; Hymenoptera; Formicidae. The coding region runs from base 1 to 591 and encodes 196 amino acids.
AUGGAAGAUUCAGCCAGUUUUUACAAUAAAAAAGGAUUUUAUUCCAUAAUUUUACAAAGUAUCUGUGAUGCCAAAUGUAAAUUCAUCGAUGUAUUUGUUGGAUGGCCUGGUUCAUCACAUGAUGCUAGAGUAUGGCGAGAGAGUCCAAUAGGUUGUGGUCUUGUAGAAGAUAAUCUAAGAUUACCCGAAGGAACGCACCUACUAGGAGAUUCCGCAUAUCCGUUGCAUUCAUACUUAAUGACUCCAUUUCGUGAUAAUGGACAUUUAAGUCGAAGGCAGAUCAACUACAAUACAAAACUAAGUUCCAAAAGAAUUGUUAUUGAACAAGCAUAUGGUCUUUUAAAAGGGAGAUUCCGCAGACUGCAAUUUUUAAAUAUGUUUCUUGUGAACGAGAUGCAAACUGUAGUUAUUACAUGCUGUAUUUUGCAUAAUAUUUGUAUUACACAUAAUGAUACAUAUGAAUUCGAUGAUUAUGAAGAAGAAAAUCAACAAAAUGACGAACAGGCAAAUAGAGAAAAUGUUUUGAUUGCAUCCAACGGUGCAGCUGACAAGCGAAAAGAAAUAGUGGACUCUUUGUAUCUCGGUAGAUAA